CGACUCCUCUGCAUCUGCUGUUUGUGUAGCCAUUCCUUCGCACCCGCCAUUUGUUAAGUGCGUCCUUUCUCCCAUAUCAAUCAUGCUCUUAGAUGCAUCUGUCCGAUUUGGGUUGUUGACGAAUUGGUUCUCUCUCGCAUCAAGUGGCCCUUGAACGCCCUGUUCUUUCCUUGACGAUGAGAUCACCCCAAACACCCUGCAGCUUUAGAAAGUCAGCGUAGUUUGAAAGUCCCAGACAUUUGACAAUUGAGGAGUUUGUAUAUCGUGUUCCCUUGUUGUUUAUGUAGCAUGCUGAGUAUGGUGCAAUUUUUCUAGUGUGGUGUGUACACUGUAGUGUGUCGCGUAGUCUGGUCUUGUGUAGUGUAGUGUGUAGUCCUAGUGUAGUGGUGUCGUGUAGUUUAGUGUAGUGUAGUGUGUGGUCUUAGGGCAUCUUGACACCAGCACUUUUCUAGAUAUAUGUGACAGCAAUUACAGCUGGACCUGAAUGCAUCUGACUGUGAUCGUGUCCAGAGCUGAGUCGAAAAAGUCGUAGUGUGGCUAUGCCCUUAGUGUGAUGUGUAGCUCAGAACACUGUGGCUUAACUGCUUUGGUCAGGUCAUAAACAAAAUCUUGAAGCUCUUCUAUGGGCACUGUAUUCGGCAACAAGGAGACCAUCAGCUGAAGGAGGGUGGUUCGCAGGCAUUGGGACUGUCAUCAUUCAACGGUGGAGUGUUGUGACAGAGUUGUGACAGUUCCAAACAUUCCUGGAUUGAUGAGGUCGUUCUCUCCUUCUCUCUCUUUCUCGCUCUUUCUCUCUCUUUCUCUUCUCUCUCUCUCUCUCUCUCUCUCUCUCUCUCUCUCUCUCUCUCUCUCUUUUUCUCUCUCUCUCUACCGUGGUCCUUCUCGUCCUGGCUUUAGCACUCGCUGCCUCCUUGGUAUGUAACAUAGUGUAGCUCAGAAAUGGAGAACACGGAGGACACGGAGGACACGGAGGACACGGAGGACACGGAGGAGACGGAGGAGACGGAGGAGAGGGAGGACAUGGAGGGGGACGGAGGAGACGGAGGAGACGGAGGAGACAGAGGAGACGGAGGACACGGAGGCGGAGCUUGGGGGAGACGAGGGAGAGGAGCUCAUAGGUUUCAAUAUGAGUUGAAGUUGCACGAAGUCACUAGGAGAAGGCAGGAAUAACAGUUGAUUACUUGGGUGUAUUACUGCCGGUGGCCAUUCUUUUGUUUUUGCUUUUUGUUUUUGCUUUUUGUUUUUGUUUUUUGUUUUGCUUUUUGUUUUUGUUUUUCGUUUUUGCUUUUUUUUUUUUUUUUUUUUUUUUUGGGUGGCUCUUGCUACUUUCUACCUAACUCUGCAACAUGAAUGUGGUAUGAAGAAACCAGACAUAUUUCAGUCAUAGACACAGCCCGGUAUAACAGGCGGUAGUAAUGGUGUCAGCAGGAGGCAAGUGAGUACAGGAUUGAACUUCUAGGUUUUGGGACCAACCAAGAGGGGAUGAGGUUGGGAGCUUUCUAAGUGAGCCAGUGCCCCCCAUCCU
Molecule: messenger RNA, 1525 nt
Organism: Chara braunii
Lineage: Eukaryota; Viridiplantae; Streptophyta; Charophyceae; Charales; Characeae
Source: the annotation of a GenBank genome assembly